AUGCCCUGCCCAUGGUCUUCUCGUCGCUGCUCCUCCCGGGCAGCUGACGACACCGUUGUCUCCAAUGCCCUCCCCUCUCCCAGCACUACAGCCGAUGUCGAGGAAUGGAAGAAGAUCCGCAGAUUCAAUCUUCGCAUGAUGAGGAAGCAGAUCCGCUGCAUCGUCCUGCUCAUGGCUCUUAUGGAAGCCCUCCGGGUUGGGCCAUUACAGAUCGUGUAUGCUGGCAAACAUGAUUAUCCAGCCCCCGCAGAGGAGGACUAUGGUAUUGCCUACACGGUUGGAUACUUCGUCAGCUGGUUGUAUGUCUGUAUCUUCAUGGUCAUCUGGAUGCCGCUUUUCGAUUGGUGGGUUCCAAAAACCCUUCCUGGUUCUGACGACCCUUCCAAACCGUCGAUUGCGAUGAGAAUCAUCUGCCUGCUUAAGAAGCUCAACAUGAUCCUUCUUCCUAUCUCCAUCGGCGUCUCUCUCGUCACAUAUGUCUACUACUUGACGCAUACCUUCAUCUAUGUCGACUCCCGCACCCGCGGUUCCACCCGAUUCCCCAAAAAUACACGCAAAAACUGGUUCGUUCGUGCCUUUAUGCUUCUUGGGAUUGCCAUUAGUACGAGCUUGGGUCAUGGCGCGUUGCAGACACUUGACAAAUUGGACCUCGCACGAGUGAAGAAUGUUGAGUACCUUUUGAUCGUGCUGCCCGUGCAGAUCAACUUUGGUAUCCUCUUGGGAACGGUUAUGCAAUUCCGUAUGGAAAAGAGACUUGCCCGCAGACAGGCGUCGAAGUUGCAGGCUGCGAAAGUCGAGGACGGCAUUGUCGAGGAGAAGGCAGCCCUUCUUGAGGUCUAA
Molecule: messenger RNA, 840 nt
Organism: Fonsecaea nubica
Lineage: Eukaryota; Fungi; Ascomycota; Eurotiomycetes; Chaetothyriales; Herpotrichiellaceae
Exons: 3
Coding region: 1-840 (279 amino acids)
Source: RefSeq, a predicted model, not a curated record